Rubroshorea leprosula is the source of this 793-nucleotide messenger RNA. Lineage: Eukaryota; Viridiplantae; Streptophyta; Magnoliopsida; Malvales; Dipterocarpaceae. The record is from the annotation of a GenBank genome assembly.
UCACGGCUCACGCUCUAAUUACUAAGUAAAAGGAGGAGUUCAGAAACAAGGCCAUUUUAAUUAGACAGGUAUAUAAUGGCUUUCCUCAAGAUGUACGGAAAUGGAGUUUGUAGGACCAAUGGAAAAAGUAGAGACAAGAGGAGUUCUACUUUCCUCAUUCCUAAACGUUUCUCCAGAUGUUCACGAACCGAACAACAGCUGCGGAGGAAGAGAACUAUGGAGAAAAUGGAGAGGAGCAUGAAGAAGUUGAAAAAGGAAAUGGAAGAGAUAGGUGAGGAGCAGAAACAGAUAAGGGAAGGGCAGAGGCAAGUUAGGGAAAAAUUUGAGGCGAUGGAAGAAGAAUGCAAGCAGCUCCGCGAGGAAACUAGGCAGAUAACAAUGCAGAGCAAGAACACCCAACUUCGUCUCGCCCUUAUGUUCCAGAUCCUCAAGGCCAGGGAGAACAAUGAUCUUGUUAGAGCUACCGAACUUACUCGGUUUCUCCGUGAACUGAUUGCCAACCAGAACAGGCAGAUUAAGUCUACCUAAGUUGCCUUGUACCAAAAGGCAAGAGAAUAAAACGCACAAUAACUGAAAAAAAAAAAAAAGAGAAAAAAAAGGGAAGAAGUCACUGCAAUGUUUGAAGUUCAGUUGUACUCUAAUGUGUGUCUUUUUUCUGUAUAUGGGAAAGAACUUCAUUCGACUUGCCCUGUCUUUAAGCUUCUAUUCGGUGUGUUUAUGAAUGGUGUUUAGUCCAAGUUAUAUUACUAAACCGGUUCUGUUGUAUGUUUUUGUCAAGAUACUUGAGUAUCUA